Durusdinium trenchii is the source of this 582-nucleotide messenger RNA. The record is from the annotation of a GenBank genome assembly. NCBI's taxonomy places the organism in Eukaryota, Dinophyceae, Suessiales, Symbiodiniaceae.
AUGCGUCAGGUGUGGAUCCAAGCCGGCUAUGAAGCAGAGUACGGAACACAUGCUAAGUUCGGCUCAUCGUUGGAGCAAAACCCCACGCUACUGCAUGCAUUCUUGGAGUGCAGAGCAGAGCUCAUUCGGAACAAGCUGGCAGACCCGUCUUGCAAAUUCCGCUUGGAGAGCAGGCUCUCGCAAGUGAUGGAGUCUAUCAACACAACGCAAGUCAAAGCACAGGGCUUGGAAGCGCCUGAGACAUUCUUUGUUGAUGAGAAUGCGUUUGAAAAGCAUUUUGGCCGGAAGAUAACAGAUGAGGAGCUUGUGACGGAGGAGUUUAAUGGAGUCAAAAUGCGUGGUGCCAACGUCCUUACUGGUAGGGCUGGAUGGUUCAAGCGCAUUGACCAAGACAAGAAUGAAGUCAAUCGGGUGGCCAAUCUGACUGAUGAUAUCAACCUGGAUGCUUCUGGCCAGGCCUUUGACAACAUUCAUGCGGCAGCAAAGAAGGAGGUCUUCACCAAGCAUGUGGCUUCAGUGGAGUAUUGUAUGUUUCCGCCCAUUGUCCACUCCAAGGGAAAGUCUGAGGAGGCGGGUGCCUGA